CGCAGCAUCCUGCGACAAACCCUACGAGAAUGCACUUAUCUUCCUGAUCCAAACGCCCGAUCAUACAUGUCACACUUUGUAGCGUCGCGCUUUCGAAGAGUCUCCUUCAAGAUCUGGCAAAACCGGGAUCAACCAGGGCUUGGUGUACGCGUCGAGCAUCACCUCAGGAACGCAAGACAGAUGCGCAAUGGUCUCCAAAGAGCAAACGAGGGCGACCGGCAGGCCCUGCUCCGGUGUCUAGAGUGGACAUAUGGCCGAAGAGGAAAGCGAAGAUACGUGCUCUUGGAGCCAUUGAUGCCUGCAGAAGGACGUCAGGAUAUUGUUCAGUUGAUGUCGAAGGAUGAAGGCCCUGAGCAAGACGCGGACGUCAGCACAACCGAGAAGCCUCUUCCAUCGCUUACUCCUGAGCUAUACGCCUUGGCCGCUUCUCAGAGGAGUCUGAAUCUCCCAAGUAGCAAAAAGGCACCGAAGCAGUUGGAGCCGGUCAUUCCUGAAUUCAACGCUCGAUUGCUACCUAUGCCGAAAAAGCGCGUUAAGAACCUAACGCAUCAGUGGUAUGCCAAAGUGUUAGAUCGGAUCUUGGCACCACUUCCAGUUGGCGAAUGGGAGCAGCUACGCGACUGGGCUCUGGGGAUUGACAUGCCAGAUGUGAAAGAACGCAGGGGAAGCUCUGCAGCAACGUUGAAUCGAGGUCAUUUCCGUGGCCACACAGCACUGGAAGCAAUCGUCGUGCAGGGACGACUAGAUCCGAAAUCUUUCCCAAAUCAAAACGCGCACGAGAUAAGUCGUCGGUUCAUGCAGAGAUUAUGGGCGCAGGUGUUCUCAGACUGUCCUGUCAUGGACUGGGACGAUGACAAGAAGAAA
Molecule: messenger RNA, 864 nt
Organism: Pseudocercospora fijiensis CIRAD86
Lineage: Eukaryota; Fungi; Ascomycota; Dothideomycetes; Mycosphaerellales; Mycosphaerellaceae
Exons: 2
Source: RefSeq, a predicted model, not a curated record